Messenger RNA from Linum trigynum, 3450 nucleotides. The record is from the annotation of a GenBank genome assembly. NCBI's taxonomy places the organism in Eukaryota, Viridiplantae, Streptophyta, Magnoliopsida, Malpighiales, Linaceae.
AGAGCAACAGAAUCCGAGGGGAAAAAGCUGGAGGAGACAGGAACAAGCAAAACCAUGGGAGGAGGAGCAUCACAAGUAACUCCUCUGAAGCGAAACAAUUAAAGAUAAAGGCGAGAUUCCUAGCCUAAAUAAGGAGGAACAAGUGCUAUCAAAGAAGGCUAGGACUUUUCUUUUCUCGGAAGACGUAGAAAUGGCGAAUGGUGGACACAAAGCACAUACAGAUGGCGAAGAGGCGACCCUGUAAAGGAGCAUGGCCGUCAAGCUCAAUGAGUCUGUUGAGCUACAACUAUCAAGAGCUUGGGAAUACCCUGACAGUUGAAAAAUUAAAGCGCUCUUGCGUCAAACAAAUCCCGAUGUAGUGUUUCUAAUGGAGACACGUCAGUUCGAAGAAGAAUGGAAAAAGAAAGUUAAAGAAUUUGGAUACCACACUGGUCGAGGUGUUGCAGCAGCGGACAACAUGGCGGGGGUAUACUUCUGAUGUGGAAAGAGGAGGUACAGAUGGAGAUCAAUGACUGUAUUGUGCAUUUAAUUGAUGCUCAGAUCAGAAUGCCUAACUGUACACGAGCCUAGAGGCUAACUGGAAUAUAUGGAUGACCACAGACUCAGAACAAGUACAAAACUUGUGAGCUAAUAGAGAAGCUACAUAGACAGGUACAACUAUCUUGGCUGGUAAUAGAGUGGAAAACAUAGUCCUGAUGAACGAGAGAUGGAUAUGUUUAGAGAUUUCUUAAAAAGGUGCAAGCUUGAAGAUUGUGGUUAUUAUGGGCGAACUUUCACGUGGGAGAACAAUAAAAGCAACGAGAAUUACAAGAAGAAAAUGCUAGACAGAGUAGUGGGAAAUGAGGAGUGACGGAGUCUAUACCUGUAACACCCUUACUUUAUAUUACAAAACGAAACAGUAAAAUACAUCGAGUUUAAACAUUCUCGGGCCCGAGCUUUAUAUAUGUAUUUUUUUCAAACUUCAAACUAUAAUUUACAUUUUCAAUAGAGUUGAAACAGAAAACCGGGGAAGUCUGCUUUAUUACAAAAUCCACACAACAUAAAACAUUCAAGGAGUUCGGAGUCCUCCGCCCACCUCAUGGCUUCCCUUCAAACUUGAGUCCCGAUAUCUACAGUAGAGACCUUACUUCUGAUCUUGAUCUGAGGAAAAAUGAUGACGAAGGAUGAGUCGUCGCUCAGUGAAUAAAUUCUAAGCUCAGAUCGGCAUCAAUACAAAAACAGUAUCGGGCAGAAACACCCUAGCACAUAACAGGACUUAAGCGGUUUAUCCCACUUGUCAUUUUACUGAAUCAAUCCAGUUCACAUGCUCACAUUCCACAGUCAAAAUACAUAAACAGAUGACAGAUAGAGGCAUUUUGCUUAUACAAUUUCACUUUCAGACUUGCUAAAUGAUAUACUCCUCGGGUAGUACAGUAGUGGAAGGCUGCAGGAUAACCAUGUACAGCCAUCAGAUAACUGGAGUACCGCGGGACAAAACCCAGUCCGAUAUAAACAGGAGUGCACAAGGCACGAAACAGGAGUGCUCGCACCAACAGGAGUAUCGCGGGACACAACCCGGACCGAUACAAAAAACAGGAGUCGCCACGGGAUUACCCCAGCCCGGCUAACUGAACAGAACAGGAGUACCGUGGGUCGUCACCCAAUCGGCACGGUGCGGAGCACGAGCGCUCAAACAGGAGUAUCGUGGGGUUUACCCACAUCGAUACAAACAGGACACACUACUGUACCGAGGUAUCAUAAAGCCUUUUUACUUAUUCUUAUGUAUUCACCUCUUUUCAUUAAUAGUUCACUUAGACACUAUAGGCUCAAAAGCAUUCAUAGUGCUUUUGCACCCUCAGUAACCACAGAAUGGAAUGUAAGUUGAGGAGCUGACUCCGAGUUAUUCAAGCAAAACAGGAUUAGUAAGCCUAAUGGCUUACCCCAAAUCUAAACAGACAAGACGGGUUCGCAAGUUCGAAUACUUACUCAUAAUCCACCCAAUAAAUCAACAAAAUGUCUUUCCAUAUCCCAUUCACAAUUCAUGCAUUUCCAACUUCAUACCAAAUGCAGAUAAUGAAUAAACACAAAUAAGUCAUAUCACAAUAGCCAUAGGAAUAAACACUAAUACGCCAUAUCACAUAGCCAUAUCAUUUCCCAUAAAUUCCCAUAUUAUACCGGAGCCUCCUCAUGACCCCGAUAUGUAUUCGGGCCGCUUCAUGACCCGAAUACUGUGAUUAUGUUGAAGUAGAUCUAAGACUAGAAUCUACUCACUGUUUUAUCUUCACUAGGCUAUGCCCUUGCCUUUGGAUGAGCCCCCGGCUUGCUCCUUACCUUUAUAUACAAAUUUUCCAGAUUAUUCAAGCACCAAGACACGUAUACAAUCAUCAUAAUCGUGGUUGUAUUCAUGCAUGUCGAUAAGGCCACUAGGGAAGUCAUACAACCGUACACUUACCCUGCUUCAUCAUUUCGGUCAUUUCUCCCUUGAUACUUAACCAAAUCAAUUGAUUCUUAUUGCUACUGAAACUAGAUUCAUAGGGAUACAACAUAUCCAAAUUUCAGACCAUUUGGGUCAGUAUUUUGAGCCCAGAAAUCAUUUUAAAUUGACGUUUCGAAACUGUCAGCUACUUUCUUCUCACUUCAAUCCAACUCCCCUACUUCUAACAAUUGUUCCUGACCACUUCGAACUCAAAACUAAGAUCCGAAAGGUCAACUCAAAGAAACUUAUAUACUUAACAUUACACCAAAUUUAUAGAAAGAUCCAACGGCUACUUCGUACAAGAUCUUACCUCUAAUCUGCUGUCCUGCUACAGGAAAGCAAUGUCUCACCCCUUCUGUCCAGCGACGUUCCUAGAUUAACCAGAGAUCAUAACAAUGAUCCGAACGGUCCAAUCGUAGAAAAGGACAUAUGAAACAAAAUCUCUAAAUAUCAAAACGAUCCAACGGCUCAAGUGUCCAGAAUCGUCCUUCCCACAAGCUGUCCUGCUGCUGGACGAAAAUUGGCAGCACCCCUUGUUUCCCCUCUUCUUUCUUUCCUUGAUAUCCUUUUCUCUCUAUCUAUCUACUACUUGUUUCUGAAAAGGGAUGGUGGUUUUUGGGGUGGUGAAACCAGGUGGAAGAAAGAGAGCAAGGGAGAGAGAGACGUGGGAGAGAGUGAGGGGAAGAGAUGAGAAUACAAUGAGAUAAGAGGGAUGGGGCAGAUUUUUAUCUCCCCAAAAUCCCCCUUCAAUCCUCCAACCAUCCAUAUCUUACACUUAGGUUCCCCAACUUUCCUUUCCUGACAGUUAAGUCCAAAACUCAACUAUUCACUUACUUUUCGGUUCAAAAGACCAAUUUUUGUAACCCAAUCACAACCACGUAAUUAUAACGUAAUAAUUAGUACGAGGGUAGGGAUGUUACAAUACCCAAACAUGCGAGUGUAUCAUCUGGAGAGAUGUGGUUCUGAUCACAUACCAAUACAUGUAAAACUUAACC